This is a messenger RNA of Puma concolor (puma), 1020 nucleotides long. Lineage: Eukaryota; Metazoa; Chordata; Mammalia; Carnivora; Felidae. The record is from RefSeq and is a predicted model, not a curated record.
AUGGGACCCCCUCACCAGCUUCGUACCGCGUCCCUUCCAGGGGAGAGCGUUCCAGUGCUGAAGACGGCCCUGCCGGAAGGACCGGUGCCCUACUGCCCCGAGACCCACCGGCGGCACACGCUCUUCUGUGGGACCCUCGUCCUGCAGGCCCGGGCCUUUGUUGGACCCCACGUCCUGGCGGUGGUGACUCGAACAGGGUUCUGCACAGCCAAAGGGGGCCUGGUGAGCUCCAUCUUGCAUCCCCGGCCCAUCAGCUUCAAGUUCUACAAGCACAGCAUGAAGUUUGUGGCCGCCCUCUCUGUCCUCGCUCUCCUCGGCACUAUCUACAGCAUCUUCGUCCUUCACCGCAACCGGGUGCCUCUGAAUGAGAUCGUGAUCCGCGCGCUGGACCUGGUGACGGUCGUGGUGCCCCCCGCCCUGCCAGCCGCCAUGACCGUGUGCACGCUUUACGCCCAGAGCCGGCUCCGGAGUCAGGGUAUCUUCUGUAUCCACCCGCUGCGCAUCAACCUGGGGGGCAAGCUCCAGCUGGUGUGUUUCGACAAGACGGGCACCCUCACGGAGGACGGCUUGGAUGUGAUGGGCGUGGUGCCCCUAAAGGGGCAGGCGUUCCUCCCUCUGGUCCCAGAGCCCCGCCGCCUGCCCGUGGGGCCCCUGCUCCGAGCGCUGGCCACCUGCCACGCCCUCACCCGGCUCCAGGACACCCCGGUGGGCGACCCCAUGGACCUCAAGAUGGUGGAAUCUACUGGCUGGGUCCUGGAGGAGGGGCCGGCCGCAGACUCCGCAUUCGGGGCCCAGGUCCUGGCGGUGAUGAAACCCCCGCUUCAGGAGCCCCAGCCGCAGGGCGUGGAGGAACCGCCCCCGGCACCCGUCAGCGUCCUCAGCCGCUUCCCGUUCUCGUCGGCCCUGCAGCGCAUGGACGUGGUGGUGGCGUGGCCGGGGGCCGCACAGCCGGAGGCCUAUGUCAAGGGCGCCCCUGAGCUGGUGGCAGGCCUCUGCGACCCCGAGACAGCACUCGGAUGA